Messenger RNA from Diceros bicornis minor, 1719 nucleotides. RefSeq names its product mitochondrial ribosomal protein L45 (gene MRPL45). The coding region runs from base 40 to 960 and encodes 306 amino acids. Lineage: Eukaryota; Metazoa; Chordata; Mammalia; Perissodactyla; Rhinocerotidae. The record is from RefSeq and is a predicted model, not a curated record. The transcript has 8 exons. Gene Ontology annotation, cellular component: mitochondrion.
ACGCUUAGUCCCCAUCCCGGCGGUCUUUGCGUGAACAAAAUGGCAGCCACCGUGCUGCGGAGAGUGUCUUGCCUAUCCAGGGCUUUAGGAUGGUGGUCUCCGCAGCCAGUCUUGGUGACUCAGUCCACAUCUGUAAUUCCAGUGAGAACUAAAAAACGUUUCACACCCCCUACUUAUGAACCUAAAUUCAAAUCCGAAAAGGAGUUUGUAGAACAUGCCCGGAAAGCAGGACUGGUCAUUCCUCCGGAACGUCUGGAGCGUCCCAUACAUCUGGCCUGUACAGCUGGUAUCUUUGAUGCCUAUGUUCCUCCAGAGGGUGAUGCUCGAGUGUCGUCUCUUUCAAAGGAAGGACUGGCACGGAGAGCUGAGCGAUUGAAGAAGAAUGUGGCAUCACAAUUGUCAAUUCGGAGGAUAAGAGAAUGUGAUGCUAAUUUUAAAAUAAAGGACUUCCCUGAAAAAGCUAAAGAUAUCUUCAUUGAAGCUCACCUUUGUCUAAACAACUCAGACCAUGACCGGCUUCAUACCUUGGUAACUGAAAACUGUUUUCCGGACAUGGUCUGGGACAUCAAAUAUAAGACCGUCCGCUGGAGCUUCGUAGAAUCUUUAGAGCCACCUCAGGUGGUUCAGGUUCGCUGUUCAAAUCUGCUGAACCAGGGCAACAUGUAUGGCCAGAUCACUGUCCGCAUGCACACCCGGCAGACUCUGGCCAUCUAUGACCGGUUUGGCCGAUUGAUGUAUGGACAGGAAGAUGUGCCCAAGGAUGUCCUGGAGUAUGUUGUCUUUGAAAAGCACCUGGUAAACCCCUAUGGGAGCUGGAGAAUGCAUGGCAAGAUUGUCCCCCCAUGGGCACCCCCUAAGCAGCCCAUCCUUAAGACCGUGAUGAUCCCUGGUCCCCAGCUGAAACCCUGGGAAGACUAUGAAGAGCCACAAGGAGAGGCCCAUAAGCCUCAGCUAGCCUGAUGGCAAAAAUGACUCCUGGGGUGAAGCAUGGGUGGUGAGGUGGCUGGAAGCUGUGAAGUCUGGGAGUCUGAGCGCUGUAAAGUCAUCUAUCUCCAUCACGCUGUAGAAGGAACUACCUUUGUUCUCUCCUGUCCUGCUUGGGUCUUUUCAGCAGUCUCAUCUUUAAUAACCACAGCUGAUGGCUGGGCCCAGGUAGGUGGCUGCUGUGCACAGCCAUAGACCCACUUUUAGAAGAAAUUUUAUAUCUAGCCUCUGAGUGUAGAUGAAAGACGGUAUGUUACAGAGAACAUCUGAUAGCGGUUUUUCCUAUAGCAGGACUGUCAGGAGCAAAUUGGCGGAAUUUUCUUUCUAAUCGCAGGGCAGCGAUCAGAGUUUGAAAUAAAACACUAUCAGGGUGUUGGACAAAUUGUAGUGGGUUCUGUACAUUUCUGGUUCAGGUUGGAAGCACACCAGCCUUCAGAUGGCAGAAAUGGAAGACAAGCUGAAUUGUGAGUGAUGUGACUUCCAGGAAAUCCAGACUUGGGAAAAAUAAUUAGUGUUUAUAAAAGAUAGUAUCAUUUAAGUGGGUCUUUUCUCAUACACUGACUCACUGAAUCAGCGUUUGUAUUUCAUAGAAGGAUGUACAUCCAAAGAAAUCGUUUAUCCCUCAGCCUUUGGAUUGUGUUCUUAGUUGUCAGCUACAUCCUGGUAUAAUCCCAGGAAAGGUGGCGAGGAGGGAGGCAGGGGCCGUGGAGAAGUUGAUAUAUUUGCGAAAUCAUC